This is a messenger RNA of Purpureocillium lilacinum, 2037 nucleotides long. NCBI's taxonomy places the organism in Eukaryota, Fungi, Ascomycota, Sordariomycetes, Hypocreales, Ophiocordycipitaceae. The record is from RefSeq and is a predicted model, not a curated record.
AUGGCUCAUGCCCCGUUACUCAGAACCAAUACGGCCCCGGUCUUCCAGUCUACACUGAGCGGCACCGGCGGCCUGCAACAGGACAGUAUGAACAAUGCGCCGCGCACCAGCCAGCUCUCGGGCUCGACAGCCUUCGCUGGCUCGUCUUCGUCUCUCAACUCCCUAAGCAGCGGUGCUACCGUUGUUCCCGGGCAGAAUGGUGGCCCCGUCAUCGCGACGACAAACAUCAUCAACCAAAAAGCCGACGCCUCUCGUUCGCUGUACCAGAUUUGCGUCUCACUCAAGCAGCGCCUAGCGCAGGUGCCCAACUUCGAACCGUUCCUCGAGCAGCUCGACCCGACGGAUCCCGUGGAUCCGUUAUGGAAUCUCUUUCGCUCGGGUUAUCCACUCCUCGUCAUUUACAACUCUCUUCAGCCUCCCGAGCCGCUCAGAGUAGACGACCCAAAUGCCUCAGAAGCGAAGAAAUCCAAGAUUGCCAUCUUCAAGUUUGUACAAGCAUGCAUGAAGGAGCUUCAGGUCCCUCCGACAGAAAGUUUUGUCAUUACCGACUUGAUGGGCAAUGACACCUCUGGGUUCGUCAAGGUAACGCAAGUUGUCAACUAUGUGCUCGAUCUCGCUGAACAGCGCGGCUUGCUACUGCAACAACACCUAUAUCCCGAAGAUGAGCCCAUGGCUGCCCCAGGCGGCUCCCAAAUGAGCUACAGAGACCACAUCGUCAAGGAGCUAGUUGACACGGAGCGGAAAUAUGUCCAGGACCUCGAGAAUCUGCACGACUUGAAGAAGUCCCUCGAGCAAAAGGGCGCGAUUCCCGGCGAUAUUGUCCAUCAAAUAUUCUUGAACAUCAACGCUAUCCUCGACUUUCAGCGUCGCUUUCUGAUUCGCGUUGAGACGACGAAUUCGAUGCCCAAGGUUGCUCAGCGUUGGGGUGCUCCCUUUUGCUUCUACGAAGACGCGUUCGACAUCUAUCAACCGUUCAUCGCGAAUCAGAGGAAGGCUGCUCAGAUCGCGAAUCAGGUUUUCGACAAGAUCCAACUCUCCGAGCAUCCUGUCGCUGCCGACUUCAACACACUAGACGGGUUCUUGUUGAAGCCCAUGCAACGCCUAGUCAAGUAUCCGUUGCUCCUCAAGGCAAGCUUCGAUUCAAUCCCUUGUCCAGCGCCCCCGACUGACGACGACGACCCUCAGGACCUGCACAAGAAGAGCGAGGAUGCAGAAACCAGAAAUGAUCUAAUGUCAGGCUGCGAAGCUGCUGAGCGUGUUUUGCACAAAGCCAACGAGGCUGUGAACCGAGAUCUCCUGGAUGAAGCCCUGGAAGAGCUCAUCAACAGAGUAGAUGACUGGAAGUCCCAUAAGGUGGAGUCAUUCGGAAAGCUACUCUUGCACGGCGUCUACGGUGUUAUUACUGGGAAGAGUGACCAGGAGAAAGACUAUGAGAUCUACCUCUUCGAGUGUAUACUGCUAUGCUGCAAGGAGGCGUCGCCGAACAAGAGCAAGGAUAAGAAGGACAAGAGUCGAACUUCGGGGCCCAGACUCCGAAACAGGAACACGAAGCUCCAGCUCAAAGGCAGGAUAUUCAUGACUAACGUUACUGACAUCGUGUCUCUGUCCAAGCCAGGAUCGCACAGCGUCCAGAUCUGGUGGAAGGGCGACCCUGGCGUCGAGAACUUCACAAUCAAGUUUCUCAACGAGGAAAUGAUGAAGAAGUGGGCCGUUGGACUUGAGACGCAAAGGAAAGAGAAUGCUCCGCGCCUGUCGACAAGUCCCGACGGUAUUGCAGCUGAUUUCGCUUGGACGCGGGAUCACGCGGGCGGGCUCGAGAACCCGUAUUUGCAGCAAGACGACGACGACGACGAGGACUACGGACCCGCCACCGCUCCGGCACAAUUUCCAGUGCCAUCAAACUCGACAGUCGGUUCGAUGCCCCCGAUCGGCGACUGGGGACAGCGUGCAUUCACUGGCCGGCAUCGCAAGGGCACCGCCUCCACGAUUCCCACUGCCGACUCCUCCAGCGCCCCUCAGCCUACAGACGAUGGGUAA